AAUGCGGUAAUUUCCUGCUGCAUGGAAGAGGAGAUGGUUUGUGUUGCGCAGUGGCCGUUUGACUGGAGAUCCAGAUGUCUUGGAAUAUUACAAAAAUGAUCAUGCCAAGAAGCCUAUUCGUAUUAUCGAUCUAAAUUUAUGUCAGCAAGUCGAUGCUGGAUUGACAUUUAACAAAAAAGAGUUUGAAAAUAGCUAUAUUUUUGAUAUCAACACUAUUGACCGGAUUUUCUAUUUGGUAGCAGACAGUGAGGAGGAGAUGAAUAAGUGGGUCCGGUGUAUUUGUGACAUCUGUGGGUUUAAUCCUACAGAAGAAGAUCCUGUGAAGCCGCCCAGCAGCUCCUUACAAGCACCUGCUGAUCAAGCUUUCACUAUAAACACAGUGCCAUCCUCCACCCAGGCGGAUCCUUCCCCUGCUGCUCUACCCCCUCCAUAUCAGCUCAUCAGCCUCCCACCACACCCGGAAACUCUGGGCAUCCAGGAAGACCCUCAAGACUACCUCUUGCUGAUCAACUGUCAAAGCAAGAAGCCUGAACCCACCAGCCAAGGGUCAUCUUUUGUUUCUGAAGAAGGAGAGGAAUACCUACUACUAGAAGAUUUUGAAAGCAAAACGAUUCCAUUGCAAACCCAUGCUGAUUCUGCAAAAUCCACCUCAUCUGAAACGGACUGCAAUGAUAACGUCCCUCCUCAUAAAAAUCUUGCUUCCUCCCAGAGCAAACAUGGAAUGAAUGGCUUUUUCCAGCAGCAAAUGAUGUAUGACUCUCCACCAUUACGUGCUGCAUCUGUCUCUGUAGACUCCAGCCUUUAUAACCUGCCCAGGAGUUAUUCCCAUGAUGUUUUGCCAAAGGAGUCUCCAUCGAGUACUGAAGCAGAUGGAGAACUCUAUGUUUUUAACACCCCUUCUGGGACAUCAAGUGUAGAGACUCAAAUGAGGCAUGUGUCUAUUAGUUACGACAUUCCUCCAACACCUGGUAAUACUUACCAGAUUCCACGAACAUUUCCAGAAGGAACCUUGGGACAGACAUCAAAGCUUGAUGCUAUUCCAGAUAUUCCCCCACCUCGGCCACCGAAACCCCAUCCAACUCAUGACCGUUCUCCUGUGGAAACGUGUAGUAUCACACGCACAGCCUCAGACACUGACAGUAGUUACUGCAUUCCCACAGCAGGGGUGCCACCAUCACGAAGUAAUACCAUUUCCACCGUGGAUUUGAACAAAUUACGAAAAGAUGCUGGUUCUCAAGACUGCUAUGAUAUUCCACGAACAUUUCCAAGUGAUAGAUCGAGUUCACUUGAAGGCUUCCAUAACCACUUUAAAAUCAAAAAUGUGUUGACAGUGGGAAGUGUCUCAAGUGAUGAACUAGACGAAAACUACGUCCCAAUGAAUCCCAACUCGCCACCACGACAACAUUCCAGCAGUUUCACAGAACCAAUUCAGGAAGCAAAUUAUGUGCCAAUGACGCCAGGGACGUUUGAUUUUUCUGCAUUUGGAAUGCAAGUUCCUCCUCCUGCUCACAUGGGCUUCAGGUCCAGCCCCAAGACCCCUCCUAGAAGGCCAGUUCCUGUCGCAGACUGUGAACCACCCCCCGUGGAUAGGAACCUCAAGCCGGACAGAAAAGGUCAAAGUCCCAAAAUUUUAAGACCCAAACCCCAUGGUUUAGAGCGAACCGAUUCACAAACCGUAGGUGACUUUCCCACCAGGAGAAAGGCCAAGCCAGCACCUUUAGAAAUAAAACCUUUGGCAGAAUGGGAAGAAUUACAAGCUCCAGUUAGAUCUCCCAUCACUAGGAGUUUUGCUCGAGAUUCCUCUAGGUUUCCCAUUUCCCCCCGGCCGGAUUCAGUGCAUAGCACAACAUCAAGCAGUGACUCACACGACAGCGAAGAGAACUAUGUUCCCAUGAACCCAAACCUGUCCAGUGAAGAUCCAAAUCUUUUUGGCAGUAAUAGCCUGGAUGGAGGAAGCAGUCCUAUGAUCAAGCCCAAAGGAGACAAACAAGUGGAAUACUUGGAUCUAGAUUUAGAUUCUGGGAAAUCCACACCACCACGUAAGCAAAAGAGCAGUGGCUCUGGCAGCAGUGUGGCCGAUGAGAGAGUGGACUAUGUCGUGGUGGACCAGCAGAAGACCCUGGCUCUGAAGAGUACCCGGGAGGCCUGGACAGAUGGCAGACAGUCCACGGAAUCUGAGACACCAACCAAGAGCGUGAAGUGAAAACACUGCUUUGCCAUUUCCGGGCAGAAGUGAACUGAAUCAUGGAGAUAAACCCUGCUUGAAGCCAUCUCGACACUUCUGCUCUUAAUUAGAUCAUCCAGUGAGCAGAGUUGAAAUCAAAGGGCCUUUCGGACAUAAACAAUUUGGACUGAAAAUGGUGCUUCGUGGUUUCUGAACAAUUUGUAACAUGUAAAUACUGUGGGAAAAUAGUAUUGUGUAGCUCCCAGAAAAACAUUUGUCUCAUAGUUAACACACUUGUAGUAUUACUGUAUUUAUGCACUUUUCAUUUAAAACAUUGGUUUGGGUAUUCCCAAUGUACCUUAACAGAAUUCCCUGGGGAGUUCUUGUUUUUCCUCACACUACUCUAUAUAACGAUACUAAGUUAACUAAGCUACUUUUAGAUCUGGACAUUGCUGUUUAAUCUACAGUCUAACAACAUGAGAAGUAGAUUCAUAAGUUAGCCGUCUCCCUGAAGCUUCAGGUCGUAAUUAUUAGCUUAAACUGGGCUAUAAUUCGAUUCAUCUUUUUACCUUCCGAAAUGCAGACGAUAAUGUAUAUACAGGUGUCAGAAUCUAGUUCUUUGCUUCAUGUUCAUUUAGUUUUUAAUGGUAGAUCUUUGUUAUGUUUUGUUAAUUACAGUGUUUUUGGUUCAUUGAGUGAAGAUUCUGCAGGGUGGGAUCUUGCACCUUUGAAAGACUGAAUGUAAUUACACUAUCACGUAAGCCUGGAAAUUGUUGAUGGCAUGUAGUGAUGAUGUGCUCUUACACUUGCUAACAUGUAUUAAACGUUAUUUAGAAAAGGUGGAUUAUGUAAUAAUCAGGUACGUACCUGGCACUAAUGUGCUAACACACUGAUCAGGUUUAGACAGUGAGUUUUAGUCGUGUAUUCAUUAGCCCUAGUGUUGGUUUCCAGUUUAGAAUUAAGGAAACAAUUGACAUCUGCUCUUAGUAACAGCAACAUACUGUGAUUUUUUAAUUAAACAGUAAUUCAGAUUUAUUACUCUUAAGAAUGAAAUUCUGUCUUUUGACACCAUAGUGCCCUUUCUAUGAUUUUUUUUUUUUUUACUCAAUAUUCUUCUUGGCCUUAGAUUUAAAUCCCUAUGCAAUUAAUGUUUUAUAUCUGCAUUUUUUUAAAAAAAAAUAGAUGUUAUAUAAGUGAUUCUCAUAUGUAGCACCUAUUGUUUUUCCAGUAAAAAAAUUGAAGAUUUUGUAAUGUGAUUUGUAUUCACUGCCCCAAUUGACAAAGUAGUGGAGUCUUGCUAUAAUAUGAAACCUUACAGUCAUGGACCCCUUCCAAUCAGAUUUCUGAAAUUCAGAAGACUGGUAUAAAACUGUGAUGUGGAUAUCAAAACUACAAAUUAUAGUGAGGCUACAAUUAUACUUAUCUAUCUUGGCUUUGCAACAUAACUUAGAAAGCAGGUAUAGUUUGGUUUUUUAACCUAAGUUAUGUACAGUCUCUUAUGUAUUGAUUUGAGACUUACUAACAGACUUUGGGGGCAUAGAUAUAAGAAUGCCACUGCAGAGACAAGACCUCUCCUUUCAGACCUCUUAACUGGUGCCUAAGUAAAUAGAUGUGUCCUGAUUUCUAGCCCAUUGGCCGUAAUACUAUGCUAGAUUAAUGUCCUAGGUUUAUUUCUCCAGUCCACAAACUAAGUGUUCAUAACGAGAUGAAUUGUAGACUAGUAAUGUUUGAUGCUUUUAAAUGUUUGCUUCUUAAAAACAAAACAAAAAAACUAAAACCCACAACUGAAUUUUGAGGUGGAUGUUUCAAUAAAAGAGAUUGUUUGAGUUUGGUGUGGAAGCUGUUUUGUAAUAAAACCAAAAAACAAAAUCUAAAAAUCACUGACACGUGCCUGAACUAUCAAAACACAACACAGUUGGUGUGUAACAAUACUAAAUUGUGUUACCUGGAGGAUGUACAUAUUUUGAAAUUUAAAACACAGUAAUAAACAUUUGAUUAAUUCAGAAAUUUUAAAAAAUUAUCUUUAAAGCUGCCUGUUGGGAAAGUCCAAAGCAAUUUUGUCUGUUUUGAAGUGUAAUUUCUCCUUAACUUUUUACAAGUUACUGUUUUUGUAGACCUACAGUACUAAUUUUUAGAGAUCUUACCAUUGUGUUGAAUGUUUAAGAAUCGAUGGGCUGAGUAUGUACCUCAGUCAAAGGUAGAAUGCAAGCUUAGCCUGUGAAAGGCCCUGGGCUCAAUCCUAAGCACUACGCCCACCAAAAAAAGGAAAAGAAUUAAGAAAGGUGGCUUGCUUUAGAAAACUAAAGCACAUUAAAGAUUGUAAUAACAAAUUAAAAGGCAGUUUCAUAGAAAACAGUAUUUUUAAAUUUUUAUGUGUUCCUCCAGUACAUAUUGCCUAAAAAUAUAAUGUAUUUUGAGUUUCCAUGUGUAUUUUAGUUCAUUACUAUGAAUAAUAAGAUUUCUGAAUUAUUUCUAAA
Messenger RNA from Heterocephalus glaber (naked mole-rat), 4641 nucleotides. The record is from RefSeq and is a predicted model, not a curated record. Lineage: Eukaryota; Metazoa; Chordata; Mammalia; Rodentia; Bathyergidae.